AUGCUGCGCUCGCCCGUCACCGUCUCCCCAGAGCGCUCUGCCUCUCGAUCACCGCUCCCACCUCGCCGCUCUGUCGAUGACGAAUUGGACCGUCCGGGCUCCUCUGGAAGUGAUGCCUCGUCGGUGAUUUCAAAUGCGACCGCCAUCUCUGUGCCCCAGACCAACACAUACCAGCCCGGGACCUCCUCCCCUCGAUCCGCCGUCCGGACACCACCCGCCGCCAACAACGGAGCCUCAGGGCGCCUCCCCACCUCCUUCAUGCCGCACCCUGAUCCGUCGAGCAGAAAACCGUCAGGACGAGUCCAUCCGCCGGAUCUGCACAAGCGCUCGCGUCACCACUCGCAGGGCUUUUUCGAACCAUCCCUCCCCACCGCUUCCUUGUCGGACGCGACGCUUUCGGCCUCGAGAAUAGCAGCUCAGGCUGCUAUGCUCAGCCAGCACCCGUCCUCAACAGUUCAACUUCCUCCAAAUCGAACAACGGAUGAUGGAUCAGUGUCGCCCCCUCCCCCGCUUCCUGCUUCACAGCCCCCGAGACCUGGGUCAGCUUCAGGCCAGCCACAACAACAGAGUAUUGGACAUGGCGUAGGCCAGGCCGCUGCGACGACAGCAGCGAACCAUGUGUUUCCGCGAAUACCGCCGCCGGGGAUGGAAGCUCACACUUAUGAGCGCGAGCAUAAGCACAAGAGCGAAAAGUCCAAGAUAAAGCUGUUCUCGAAGCCGAAGCAUAUUGGUAUCAGUCGUGAUAAGGAUGUGAAAGACAAAGGGCUGCCGUCUCCAAACAAGAUCCCCGGUCUAACACGGAUUGUCAGCGCAUCUACGACAAGUCUAGCGGAUACCUUCCCCUCAAAUAACUCGUCUAUGUACAAUCUGUCAAACGCCUCGGCAAGUACCGUUGUACCCGCUGAUAAGCCACCGGUCCCUGAAAAAGAUGGGGUAAAGGAGAAGGAAAAGGACAAAACGCACAAACAUCAUUUUUUGUCACGGCAAAAGCUGAAGUUGAAAGAUUUGAAGGAUAGAGAUGAUCAUUUCAACCUUCCGCUCUCGUCUGCGGCGAGUAAUUCUAGACCAUCAGAUCCCAAUGCUCCCCAGUCGCUAUAUUCUUUUACGCCGGCUUCACCAAGUGCCGCUACCACUUCUUUCAGCAAGUCUGUCGGUGGAUUGGACCUAUUGCACGGCGGCCGGGCGCUCCGUGACAAGAAAAAGGAAGAAAAGGCGUUGCAGGCAGAGGCGGAACCGCCUGAAUGGUUAGCAAAUUCAACCAUGGCUGGGGCAGUUUCUGGCGGGUUCGCAGGCCCGUCGUCGCUAGGAAGCACAGGAGGGAUUCUCGCUGAAGCUGCUUUACGAGAGACAUUACAAGGCUUCGGUCUCCACAAUAUGAGCCCCGAAGAUGCUUGGGACUUCUUAAAAGCGAAGCUGCUGGUGAUAUUUGACGGUGAAGAUGUGCGCAUUGCUAUUGAGGACCUCAAUAAGUUGGUUCUCAUCCACAUACAGCGCUGUGUGCAAAGACGUAUGCCCACGGCUAUCGUUGAUGAUCUACGUGAACUGCUGGAGGCAGGAUUUGCUACCUUAAAUCAUACACUAAAUGGCGUACCCGAUGAGAAAUUGAUACCUCAUCUCGUACAGAUCUGGAUGCUGGUGUUUGGCACCAUUCUUCCAUUUAUCCAAGCUGUUUUCCUUCCCCUGGAUCUUGAAUUCAAGGGGUGUGGGUCGGUCAUGAACUCGCGAGAAGCAAAAGAGUUCUGGAGUAUUGCGUUAGACGGAGAGUAUCCUGGUUGCGAGCUUGAAGUUCGCAACCUCGUCCUCAUCGCCUUCCGUGACAUGGUCGUCAUCAACCGAUAUGAUAGCCUCAAAGCUACGUUUUCUCGCCUAAGCUUGGACAGCAUCAAACUCGGAACCUCUGCCCUCAGCAUUACAACUAAAAGCAGCAGUAACAGUGGCCGACCUGGUACUGCUGCAUCACUUGAUGGCGGGUUCGGCAGCUACAGUUCUCAGUCAUCUGCCUUCCUCAACACCGCAGGAAGCCUCUCUUCUGAUUCACCGGACUACAACCGUAGUCGCGCUACAUCCAACACUUCGUCCAACCCAGACCAGCUCAUUUUCCAGUCUUUCUCUUCUCCGUCACAACGGCCAACAGUCAUCCACCGAACGAAUAACACAGACACCUCACAUGUCAUUACCGAGACCGUUGGUCGCAUGCUCCAAUGCGUAAGCGUCCUUGCAAGUGUCCAAACAAACGACGCCCCACAGGAAAGAAUCGAAACGCUCAGCAAAGACCUUAAGCACAAUUGGCUUGGACGUGCCCGAACCGGACGAGAUAGACGAGGAUUCGUAGGAGCGAAAAUUCGCCCACCUAUCGUUGCGCGCACAAGUGACGACUCAACGACAGAUAAGGACACCAAUUCCAUGAACGGGGACACGUUGAGCUUGCCUCGUCAGGAACUGAGUGUUUUAUGA
Molecule: messenger RNA, 2454 nt
Organism: Aspergillus puulaauensis
Lineage: Eukaryota; Fungi; Ascomycota; Eurotiomycetes; Eurotiales; Aspergillaceae
Exons: 1
Coding region: 1-2454 (817 amino acids)
Biological process (GO): TORC2 signaling
Cellular component (GO): TORC2 complex
Source: RefSeq, a predicted model, not a curated record